UCUGACAGCUAAAUCAGCACACAUCACCAGUUGUAUACCAAUGGCAGGCCUUACUAAAACCUCAUUUUUUUGGAUUGUUUUCUGUCUAACAAGGUUUAUGAUGGCGCCUGCCUGGGUGCUGAAAGUGACUGCAUUUUUUCUGGUAACAGUUCAUCUAAAGACAGAUGUGACAGAGGCAAUGCAGGUGACUUCUUCAGGUCCACAAACCAUCCAGAAGGCCCAGGGAGAAAACGCCCUGCUCGGCUGCACUUACACUCCCGGACCCCAAGACACAGGGGAGCUAGACAUUGAGUGGUACAACGUCAGCCCAGACAUGACGAAGAAAGACAAACUGAUCUUGGCCUACACAGAAGGACGUAUACACAACUAUGACCCCACCCUUACUGGUAGAAUCAGCUUCACAGGAGACCCUAUGCGUGGAGACGCAUCCAUAUCUCUCUCAAAUUUGAGGCGGUCAGACACAGCUACCUACCAGUGCAAAGUCAAAAAGGCGCCGGGCGUCGACAUGCGAAAAGUAACACUUGUCGUAUUGGUUCCUCCAUCUGUGCCAAAAUGUUGGGUUGACGGCAAGGAGGAGAAAGGUAGUCCGGUCACUCUCCGCUGUCAGUCCAACCAGGGAUCAUCUCCAAUUACGUACACGUGGACACGAGAAAGUGGCGGCCCAAAGCCACCAAUAGCCAUGCCCCUAAAUGCACAAAGUGGGGAGUAUUUGAUCAAGAACCAUUCAGACAGCUAUGCUGGAAGUUACGUGUGUGAGGCCAAAAACCCUGUUGGCAAAGCUCAGUGUAAAUAUGCACUGCAGGCACACAACCCCACGAAUAAAGUGGGCAUCAUAGUCGGGGCUGUAAUCGGUGCGCUACUCCUCCUCCUCCUCCUCUUGCUUGCCAUCUGGCUGUUGGUCUGCUGCUGCCUCAGGAAACGCUAUGAGAAGGAGGCUGCGAAUGAAAUCAGGGAGGAUACCCACGCUCCAGAGAGUCGUCCCUCAAGUAGGAACUCCAGCUACCGCUCAGUCCUGGGUUACCGCACCCACCAAGGGGUUUCUUAUAGCUCGGUGGGCAACCGCCUGCCUAGUGUCAAUGAGUCUAAUGGCAGCCACCGCAGCAACAGCGACAGGGGUUCAAAACUGAGCGCCUCAGUGAGGAAGCCCCUUCCACCACUCAAAUAUGACCCUCGUUACGGUUACCCUGUGUAACUGCAGUUUAGUUUAUUUUUUUAAAAAGGACUUCUAAAAUGAAGACUUUUUGUUUUUCUUUUAUUACUCCAAGUGUAAAACAUGUUGAAAAGCAUUGUGUAUCACGUUUAUCAUAGUAUAUUUACAUGACUCAUAGACUUCACUAUCAGUUGACGGGAAACAGGGCGCGGGGCCGCUCUGUAAAGGGCCUAUUUUCAAAAACUUAAAAUUCAAAUAUUUUCAAAACCAAAGCCACUAGCGACCUAAGACCAAAACAGGCACCUCCCCUGGCAUAAAUGAAUCUCCAUGAGCAACGGCAUAAAAAAAUUUAAAGUCGUUCCCUAAUAAAAUCCCGAUUUACUAUUUUUUAUAUAAAUAUAACAAAACAAAAUGGCUAUAAAAUUCUCAGAUUUUACGCUACAAGAAUCAAGCCGCUAAUCGCUAAUCUAGUGGCUAUAUGCACAAAAAUCACCAAAUGCAGUGAUAAUCACCCAUAUUUUCAGGAUGAAUAGCAAUAUUUAACAUACAGGGGAGAGUGGGGUGAUUUGUGCCAUUGGGGAAGUUGUGCCACCCCCUGUUUCUAGGCAACCAUAGAAAAAAUUGGUCAUGUGACCACACCUUUUUGAAGACUCAGUCAUUUCACUCUUUCUGAAAAGGAGAGCCUUAUUGCAUGAGAGGUAAGCACAUUUAAGUUAAGAAAACUGUUAUUUGCCUUUCAAAGUAAAAUUUCUAUGAUCACGUUUUUUUUUAUUGUUGUGUCUGAACAGGUAUGUUAAGUUUGAAAACAUUCCACACAUGUUUUAGUGCUUUGGUAAGCUACUCUAUGAAUCCUUGCAGCUAGCACGAUGUUAGCUCAAAAUUGAUGGAUGAUGCAAUUUUUCCAAAAAGGUGGGGUUGGGGUGAUUUGUGCCACAGGGCCUGGGUUAAGUUGUGCCAGUGGCACUUACAAAAUAGUCUAUUACUCACUAAAAACUUAGUACAACAGGGCAAUGAAUGGAUGGAUGCGCACUAAUCCUGGUAAAACCGUAACAAUUUACGAGAUCCCAGGACUCGAAAACCAAGCAUUCAUGUCAACAAUGACACCCAGAAACAUUACAUCAAGUUUCAGAGUGAGGGGCAUAUUCCCAUUCAACAGGGAUAUCUUCUCAGAUGAAGAUUAUGCCCCAUCAAUGCGAACAGACAGGUCAAACCUAGAGAAGCCCUCCACUUGUACUGCUGCUGACCUGCCUGGACUAUCAUAUGAGGAGCCAACCAAUCCCACAGCUCCUUAAACAGGUCCAGACCCAGGGGAGCCACCCACUUCUCCAGACCCAAAUCCUGAGCAAUCUUCAAGUGACAAAACUGGUUCUUCCGCCCAUUUGGGUUAUGUAUCUCCAGAAGCCAUACCUCCCUUGCCAAAAGCCACAGGAAAAAGGACCAGGUCUUAUUGAAAAUUGACCUGUGAUGUGCUUAUUUGGCGUAAUGGGCUUGUAGAAAAUUAGCCUUUGAUGUUGCAAAAAACCUUUAAAUAAACCUUAAAUGAAUAAUUUUGAAUGUUAUUUUUCUAGCAGAAAUAAAAUAUACUGUUUCACUUCAAUAAUCAAUGGCACAAUUUACCCCAAUGAAUUCUCUCCAAAGGCACAACUUACCCCGCACUGGGGGCAAGUUGUGCCAAAAGACCACUUUUUUUAAGAAAGCUAUAUUUCUUAAAUACUAUAGUUCAGAUCCAAACUGAUUGUUCCCAAAGAUGCACUGCAUUCUGAAAUAUAUGUUCAUAUUGUAGUUGGAUAGAUUACUAUCAUGACCUCACUUUAAAGUCACUUUAAGUAAAAACUGGCACAACUCCCCCCCCCACUCUCCCCUAUAGGUUUUUGCCCGGAAUAGCGAGUCAAUUUUAUUUAUUUAGUGAAAUUUUGACACAAGUUUUUAACAGCUAAUAAAUCACUCAAUUUUCAUAUCAGAAGCUUAAUACUUGGGGGAAACAUGCAGAAUCAUCUUAAUUUUACUCAGCAAAAGCAAAUUUUGCAUUUUUCUAUAUACAAUCACAACUUAUUUAGGUUGAAUUCCAAUGUCAAUAUUGCCUCAGCAGUCUUGCCAGCUAUUUGGCCCUGUCUGAAAUGUUACAUAAAAUAAAACAUGUAAAAGCCGCCGUUUUUUUUUUUUUUUUUUUUUUUUUUGUAAGGACGCAGAAAUGUCAAAAUUAUUUUUAUUUUUUUUUCGCCAAAAAACGGAAAGUUACGCCAAAAAUUACCUGAUUAUUUGAAUGUAAAGUUACGCUAUUGUGUAUGGAUGUAAAACCCAACAUGGCGCCCUUCGCAAAACAAAAAGCUUUUUAAGUUGAAAAUUCUUGUAAAUACUGUACAUGUGUUAAUCCUGGAAUUUCUAUAGAAAUGAACAUAAAACAGUCUAGAUUUUUGGUUAAUAGGGGAAAAAAACGGGCAGUUAUCAUUCAUUUUACGUAAAUAUUUCAAGCUAUAGUUAUGCUAUUUUGUUCCCCCAUUCAUUUCAUUUUUUUUUUUCACAACGUUUCAAAGUGCAUGCAUGGGGCUAUUCUAUAUAAUAAUUACCUUGAAACCUCAACCAAAUCACUCUUGAGGUCUUGAGAGACUCCUGCCUGCUUGUGUGCACUAAAACCUUCGUCCUGUUUCCACCUAUAUCCAGCGUUCCUAGUGUUGCACUAAUACCAUUUUUUUGGCCCCGAUACCGAUACCUGGCUGUGCAGUAUCAGCCGAUUCCGAUACCACUUUGUUUGAAAUUCAUAUACAUACAUACAC
Molecule: messenger RNA, 3924 nt
Organism: Corythoichthys intestinalis (scribbled pipefish)
Lineage: Eukaryota; Metazoa; Chordata; Actinopteri; Syngnathiformes; Syngnathidae
Gene: vsig8b
Product: V-set and immunoglobulin domain containing 8b
Exons: 8
Coding region: 41-1192 (383 amino acids)
Source: RefSeq, a predicted model, not a curated record